Molecule: messenger RNA, 1329 nt
Organism: Mercenaria mercenaria
Lineage: Eukaryota; Metazoa; Mollusca; Bivalvia; Venerida; Veneridae
Exons: 2
Coding region: 1-1329 (442 amino acids)
Source: RefSeq, a predicted model, not a curated record
AUGGACGCAGGUCAGUCCGUCAUACCGGAAGUACAUGAAAACCCUCGAGUUACCGCGUCUUUUUUCACCGGAAGUAGAGGUAAACAAAGACCCCCAAGAAGUUUGGAUAUGAGAAACCCUGAGGCUACUGAAAGGAAAGCCUGUGUGUUUUGCAGUGAACAGCAUUCCCCAAUCGACUGUACCAAGGUAACUACUUACCAGUCCCGUAUUGACAUUUUCAAGAAUAAACAAUUGUGUUUUAACUGUCUUGGUAGUCAUCAAGUGUCAAAGUGCCGAUCCAACUUUCGAUGCCGCCGUUGCCAACGGAAACACUACACCAGUAUACGUGACCGGAAGUCUGCCCAGCCAACAGCUCCCACAGUCCCUACAGCCCAAACAAUCUUAGAUCAACAAAGAAACCAACAAGCCACAGCCAUACUCCAUUCUUCGACGCAGUCCCCUUCCAAUGUACUACUGAAGACAGCCAUCGCCCCAGUGCGCAACCAACAGUUCAGAGUAGACGCCACAAUUCUUUUUGAUGAGAGAGCUCAACACUCAUUUAUUACAGAAAAAUUAGCCGAGGACCUACAUUUACCCCGUGGAAAUCCCGAGAUAAUUAAUCUGACGUCCUUUGGAGACUCGAACCAGAAUGUACGCUUCAUGGAUACGUCCACUCAUCUCCAAGGCAACAACAACUGGAUAUGCCAGAUCCUUAAGAGAGACCUGUAUGUUGACAACAUAUUGACAAGCCUUCCCAAAGAAUCGGAUACACUCGCAUAUUAUCGUAACGCACGAAAUCUCAUGCUAGAAGCUGGUUUCAACCUUCGGUCAUGGAGCUCAAACAGUCAACAAAUGAGGAACCUAGCUGAGUCAGAGAAAGUGCUUGAAGCAGACGACACCACGAAAGUACUUGGUAUGUUAUGGAAUACGGUUACAGAUGAGAUGAUGUUUCCUGCAAAGCUAGUUCCCAUUACAGAUGUGAUCACAAAACGUGAGAUUCUUAAACAAUCGUCCCGUAUCUACGACUCACUUGGCUUAUUGAGUCCAGUCACCGUUAGAGCAAAAAUCCUACUACAAGAACUUUGGCAACAGAAGUACUCCUGGGAUACAGCCUUACCUAAGCACGUUUAUGAGAAAUGGUCAGCACUUGUGACAGACCUUAACAACGUCAUGAACACCAAGGUUUCCAGAUACUACUUCAGAGAUCCAUGUGCAGCAGACGACCGUAUCACUACAACAGAAGAGAUGUCUCUACAUAUUUUCGUCGACGCUAGUACCUUAUCAUAUGGUGCUACAGCCUACCUGUGUACAUCAAACCAGUCUACUUUUGUUAUGGCAAAGAUCCAUUGA